GGCGCGGCCCCGGGGCGCACCCGCGUGUCCGGCAUGGUGCUCAAGGCCUUCUUCCCCACGUGCUGCGCUGCAGCGGACAGCGGCCUGCUGGUGGGCCGGUGGGUGCCGGAGCAGAGCAGCGCCGUGGUGCUGGCGGUGGCCCACUUCCCGCUCAUCCCCGUCCAGCUCAAGGCGCUGCUGGCCCGCGCACAGCAGGCCGGUCGGGUGAGCGUGGCCGUGCUGGGCACCUGGUGCCACCGCCGGCGCCCGGAGGAGAGCCUGGGCCCUUUUCUGGAGGGCCUGGGCGCCAUCUUCCCGCACCAGCCUUGGCUGCAGCUGUGUCGGGAGAGGGACAGCCAGCGCUGGAGCUGCAAGGCCACCCGUGGGCAGGGCCCCGCCACCCCCAGCGACCCCCAGGUCAUGCUGGUCUUCUAUGACCAGCGCAAGGUGCUGCUCACCCAGCUCCACCCGCCCGCGGCACUGCCUGACCACCAGGCUGGCGAUGCCACGGCCAGUGCGGGGAGCCUGGCCGCUGUCUUCGACACCGUGGCCCGUGGCGAGGUGCUCUUCCGAAGUGACCGGUUCACCGAGGGCCCCGUGCGGCUGAGCCACUGGCAGUCUGAGGGCGUGGAGGCCAGCAUUCUUGUGGAGCUGGCCAAGCGGGCCUCGGGGCCCGUCUGUCUGCUGCUCACCAGCCUGCUGUCCCUUGUGUCUGCCGCCAGCGCCUGCCGCGUGUUCUGGGCGUGGCCGCUGUCCUUCAUCUGGAGCAAGCUGUCUACCUGCGAGCAGCUGGGGCACCGGCUGGAGCACCUCAGGCUGGUCUUCAGCACCCAGAGAGCCGAGGACCCCGCCCAGCGGAUGAGGAAGGCCAACGCGCUCGUCUCCGUGCUGCUGGACGUGGCCCUGGGCCUGGCGCUGCUGUCCUGGCUGCACAGGAAGGACCGCCUGGGACAGCUGGCCGACGCCCUCGUGCCCGCGGCUGAUCACGUGGCCGAGGAGCUGCAGCACCUUCUGCAGUGGCUGAUGGGCGCGCCGGCCGGGCUCAAGAUGAACCGGGCGCUGGACCAGGUGCUGGGCCGCUUCUUCCUGUACCACAUCCACCUGUGGAUCAGCUACAUCCACCUCAUGUCGCCCUUCAUCGAGCGCAUCCUGUGGCACGUGGGCCUGUCCGCCUGCCUGGGCCUGACGGUGGCCCUGUCCCUGCUGUCGGACAUCGCGGCCCUGCUCACCUUCCACAUCUACUGCUUCUAUGUCUACGGGGCCCGGCUGUACCGCCUGAAGGUCUGCGGCCUGUCCUCCCUGUGGCGCCUGUUCCGCGGGAAAAAGUGGAACGUCCUUCGCCAGCGGGUCGACUCCUGCUCCUACGACCUCGACCAGCUGUUCAUCGGGACGCUGCUCUUCACCAUCCUGGUCUUCCUGCUGCCCACCACGGCCCUGUACUACCUGGUGUUCACCCUGCUCCGGCUCCUGGUGGUCACUGCGCAGGGCCUGACCCACCUGCUCGUGGACCUGGUCAACUCCCUGCCGCUGUACUCGCUCGGCCUCCGUCUCUGCCGGCCCUACCGGCUCGCGGCUGGCGUGAAGUUCCGUGUCCUGGCGCAUGAGGCUGGCGGGCCUCUGCGGCUCCUGAUGCAGAUCAACCCCCUGCCCUAUGCCCGUGUGGCACACGCCUACCGCCUGCCCCGCUCCGGCUGCUCCCCCCAGCACUCCUGGGGUGUCCUGUGCCGCAAGCUGUUCUUCGGGGAGCUCAUCUACCCCUGGAGGCAGAGAGGGGACAAGCAGGACUGAGGGGCCCGCCACACCCACACCCAUCUGCUGGGUGACCCCCGGAG
Messenger RNA from Talpa occidentalis (Iberian mole), 1811 nucleotides. It is a transcript of the gene PIGQ, whose product is annotated as phosphatidylinositol glycan anchor biosynthesis class Q. NCBI's taxonomy places the organism in Eukaryota, Metazoa, Chordata, Mammalia, Eulipotyphla, Talpidae. Gene Ontology annotation, cellular component: endoplasmic reticulum; membrane. The record is from RefSeq and is a predicted model, not a curated record. Gene Ontology annotation, biological process: GPI anchor biosynthetic process.